UACAUAUUGUGUCCAGUCAAUCCAAUAAUACUUAAAUACAAAUUUUUCUUACAGAUCGCUUGGAAGCGUGCUUUGUGUGAUGUUCUUUUAUUGCGAGCAGAAUUUUUAGUAAUGAUCUCGCUCAUUGCGAUUUAUUUGGGUCUGAUAUUUGGGCUUCCCGUACCUAAAUGUCCCACCGGUUACUUGGGUCCUGGCGGCAAACACGCUCUGGCAAAUUAUCCCAAUUGCACGGGUGGCGCCACUGGCUAUAUUGAUCGUCUGAUUUUAGGCAAUUCACACAUCUAUCAGCAUCCGACCGCAAAGUAUGUGUACGGCGCUCAGGCAUUUGAUCCGGAAGGAGUUUUUGGUUGCCUUUUGACUGUGGCUCAGACCUUUUUAGGCGUGCUCGCUGGCGUUAUUAUUUUGGUUCAUACUAACUGGAGUGCACGUAUUAAACGUUGGCUCUACUGGUCUAUUGGAUUAGCUCUGCUGGGUGGCACACUUUGUUUUUUCUCUAUAGAAGACGGUCCUAUACCAAUUAAUAAAAACCUCUGGUCUCUUUCUUUUGUUUUGGUCACCUCUGGAUUGGCGUUCUUUGUGCUCAGCUUACUCUAUUUCGUUAUUGAUGUGCAACGUUGGUGGACUGGCUAUCCAUUCGUGCAGUCCGGCAAGAAUGCCAUUAUAAUGUAUGUGGGUCACACCGUGAUGCAUAAAAUGUUGCCAUGGCAUUGGCGCAUUGGACCAAUGAAUACUCAUUUUGUGCUCUUGCUUGAAUCCACAUGGAAUACUUUGCUUUGGGUUGCUAUUGCAUUGUAUUUAGAUUCGAUAAAAUUUUACUAUAGCUUAUAAAAGAACAAAACUUAAAAAAAAAGAAUAAUGCAAUGUGAGAGCAAUAGUUUGAGGUAUUUUAAAUUUAAGAAUUCUCGAAAAUGUUGUAAUAUAUAUGUAUAAUACAAUCAAAAAAUAAAUGCAUAAUUUUACAUAGUCAUAUACUAUAUAGUUAGAUAAGAUUGUAACAGUAAAUUUACCUUAAAUUUAUAUCUACACAUAUUUAACGCUUAUAUAUUUUGUAAUACAAACUCGUAUUUUUAAUCAAAUGGAUUUAUCCCUCCAGUAUUGGUUUGAAUAAAUAUUUUGUAUACUUGA
Rhagoletis zephyria (snowberry fruit fly) is the source of this 1125-nucleotide messenger RNA. Its product is annotated as heparan-alpha-glucosaminide N-acetyltransferase-like. The record is from RefSeq and is a predicted model, not a curated record. NCBI's taxonomy places the organism in Eukaryota, Metazoa, Arthropoda, Insecta, Diptera, Tephritidae.